UGAGCUUGCGGUUUUUAUCUUGCAUUUUGUUUGUUCGCGAUGUCCGGACGCGGGAAGCAGGGAGGUAAAGCUCGCGCUAAAGCUAAGUCUCGUUCUUCUCGUGCAGGCCUACAAUUCCCGGUGGGUCGUGUCCACCGCCUCCUCCGCAAGGGCAACUAUGCGGAACGUGUUGGGGCUGGCGCACCAGUUUACUUGGCGGCGGUGCUGGAGUACCUGACCGCUGAGAUCCUGGAGCUGGCUGGCAACGCUGCUCGUGACAACAAGAAGACGCGUAUUAUCCCGCGCCACCUGCAGUUGGCCAUCCGCAAUGACGAAGAGCUCAACAAGCUUCUUGGCCGUGUGACAAUUGCACAGGGCGGUGUCCUGCCCAACAUCCAGGCAGUAUUGCUGCCGAAAAAGACCGAGAGCCACCAUAAGGCCAAGGGCAAGUGAUUUGACAAGGCAUCUGAGCUUCCGGAAAGGCUACCAAACCCAAAGGCUCUUUUAAGAGCCCCCCCCCCCACCCUUUCAAGGAAGAGCUAAACUUACUGUUUCAGAUAAAAGGAAAAUUGUUGAGGUAAGUUAGUUGUACCCACUGUUUAGGGUAACCAGUUAUGAUCCUGCUUUGGGAUUUGGGGGAUAGCUGGAAUGCUAGGAAACUGCUUUACUUUUAAGAAAUAGUUAAAGAUCUACCGUUCGCACGUACUUCAUGAUACAGUCGCGAAAUA
Molecule: messenger RNA, 707 nt
Organism: Otolemur garnettii (small-eared galago)
Lineage: Eukaryota; Metazoa; Chordata; Mammalia; Primates; Galagidae
Product: histone H2A type 1-C
Exons: 1
Coding region: 40-432 (130 amino acids)
Cellular component (GO): nucleosome
Molecular function (GO): protein heterodimerization activity; structural constituent of chromatin; DNA binding
Source: RefSeq, a predicted model, not a curated record